This is a messenger RNA of Sapajus apella (tufted capuchin), 1784 nucleotides long. RefSeq names its product MAGE family member A4 (gene MAGEA4). The record is from RefSeq and is a predicted model, not a curated record. NCBI's taxonomy places the organism in Eukaryota, Metazoa, Chordata, Mammalia, Primates, Cebidae. Gene Ontology annotation, biological process: negative regulation of transcription by RNA polymerase II. Gene Ontology annotation, molecular function: histone deacetylase binding. The transcript has 2 exons. Gene Ontology annotation, cellular component: nucleus. Bases 277 to 1236 code for a protein of 319 amino acids.
UGCUCCGACCAGCAGCUUGGGAUUGGCGGAGGGAAGGCAGCCCAGGCUCUGUGAGGAGGCAAGGUUCUCAGGGGACAGGCCAACCAGGAGGACAGGAUUCCCUGGAGGUCCCAGAAGAGCACCAAGGAGAAGAUCUGUAAGUAAGCCUUUGUUAGUGUCUCCAAGGUUCGGUUCUCAGCUGAGGCCUCUCACACGGUUCCUCUCUCUCCAGGUUUGUGGGUCUCCAUUGCCCAGCUCCUGCCCACACUCCCACCUACUGCCCUGACCAGUGUCAUCAUGUCUCUUGAGCAGAAGAGUCAACACUGCCAGCCUGAGGAAGGUCUUGAGGCCCAAGAAGAAGCCCUGGGCCUGGUGGGUGCACAGGCUCCCACUACCGAGGAGCAGGAGGCUGCCACCUCCUCCUCUGCUACUCUGAUCGCAGGUACGGUGGAGGAGGUGCUUGCUGCUGGGUCAACAGGUCCUCCCCAGAGUCCUCAGGGAGACACUGCCUUCCCGACUACUGUCAACUUCACUCGCUGGAGGCAACCCAAUGAGGGUUCCAGCAGCACCAGCCGAGAAGAGGAGGGGCCAAGCACCUCUCCUGACCCAGAGUCUGCGUUCCAAGCGGCACUCAGUAAGAAGGUGGAUGAGCUGGCUCAUUUUCUGCUCCUCAAGUAUCGAGCCAAGGAGCCGGUCACAGAGGCAGAAAUGCUGGAGAAGGUCAUCAAAAAUUACAAGCACUACUUUCCUGUCAUCUUUGGCAAAGCCUCCGAGUCCCUGAAGAUGAUCUUUGGCAUCGAUGUGAAGGAAUUGGACCCCACCGACCAGUCCUAUAUCCUUGUCACCUGCCUGGGCCUCUCCUACGAUGGCCUCGGGGGUGAUAAUCAGAUCUUGCCCAAGACAGGCCUCCUGAUACUCGUGCUGGGCACGAUCGCAAUGGAGGGCUACAGCGCCCCUGAGGAGGAAAUCUGGGAGGAGCUGAGUGUGAUGGAGGUGUAUGAUGGGAAGGAGCACAGUGUCUAUGGGGAGCCCAGGAAGCUGCUCACCCAAGAUUGGGUGCAGGAAAACUACCUGGAGUACCGGCGGGUGCCCGGCAGUGAUCCCGCACGCUAUGAGUUCCUGUGGGGCCCAAGGGCCCUUGCUGAAACCAGCUACGUGAAGGUCCUGGAGCAUGUUGUCAAGGUCAAUGCGCGAGUUCGUAUUCCCUACCCAUCCCUGCGUGAUGCAGCUUUGAGAGAGGAGGAAGAGGGGGUCUGAGGAUGAGUUGCAGCCAGGGCCGGGGGAAGGGGGCUGGGCCAGUUCACUUUCCAGGGCCCUGUCCAGCAGCUUCCCCUGCCUCGUGUGCCUUGAGGCCCAUUCUUCUCUCUGAGUAGAGUAGUCAGCGCUCUUAGUAGUGGGUUUCUGUUUCAUUGAGUGACUUGAAGAUGUAUCUCUGUUUCUUUUAGAAUUGUUCAAAUGUUCCUUUAAUGGAUGGUUGAACUUCAGCAUGCAAGUUUAUAAAUAGUAGUCAACUAUAUUGCUGUUUAUGUAGUUAAGGAGUAAAAGUCUUGUUUUCUAUUCAGAUUGGGAAAUCCAUUCUAUUUUGUGAAUUGAGACAUAGUAACAGCAGUGGAGUAAGCAUUAAAAAUGUGAUUGAAUUCACAGUAAAAUACGUGAGAUAAAGAAAUUAAAAGAUACUUAAUUCUUGCCUUAUAUCUCAGUGUAUUCUGUAAAAUUUAAAAAAUAUAUAUGCAUACCUGGAUUGCCUUUAGCUUCUUUGUGAAUGUAACAGAAUUUAAAUCUGAAUAAACAAUUCUCCCUGUUCA